AUGGCAAGCAUGAAGAAAACAAUUUCUGAAAUGCAAGAAGCAAAAUCGGCUGGACAAUGCGUGGUUGUUGUGACGAUUGAGGCUGUUGAUGUGGAAAAAUCAUGGUACUACACUGCGUGCAAUAUUUGCAAUAGAAGAGUCGUAAGAAAAGUAAAUGAUUUUGAUGCUAUUGAGAACCAUGUUCAGUUGAACCCUCGAUACAAUUGCAUUGCAUGCAAGAAAGAUGUUGAACAAGUUAUUCACUGUUAUUAUUUGGUUUUACGUGUAACUGAUAAAUCAAAAGCAAAAGCCAAGUUUUUGCUUUUCAACAAUGCUGCUCAUAAACUCAUUAGAAGAUCUGCUUUUGAGUUAGUCGAAGAGGCUGCUGAGGGAAAUCCAUGGAUUUUACCUCAAUCUCUAACAGAUGUAAUUGGGAGAAAAGUUUUAUUUUGGAUCACUAUCAAAUCUUAUGGUCUGAAAGAACAAAAUUCAACAUAUGUUGUUGAUCAACUGGUUGACGAUGCAUAA
Molecule: messenger RNA, 507 nt
Organism: Raphanus sativus (radish)
Lineage: Eukaryota; Viridiplantae; Streptophyta; Magnoliopsida; Brassicales; Brassicaceae
Exons: 4
Coding region: 1-507 (168 amino acids)
Source: RefSeq, a predicted model, not a curated record